This is a messenger RNA of Xenopus laevis (African clawed frog), 3462 nucleotides long. Its product is annotated as oocyte zinc finger protein XlCOF22-like. The transcript is spliced from 5 exons. The record is from RefSeq and is a predicted model, not a curated record. NCBI's taxonomy places the organism in Eukaryota, Metazoa, Chordata, Amphibia, Anura, Pipidae. The coding region runs from base 259 to 3036 and encodes 925 amino acids.
UCCUUCCUCACAGCAACAGGAAGCAACAGAGCAGCGAGGGGAAAGGGGUGAGUAAGGGAUGGGGCUGCACUAAUGGUGUGAGUAAAGGAGCAGCGUUACCUUGUUGUUCCCAACACAUGAGCUGAUUAUUCCCAGGGACACUUUGUACUGACUCAGUGCAGUUUAUGUGGCAGCAGCAGCAGCAGCAGCUCCAACCCAGCCACCAUAAGUGAAUUCCUGUGCCAUUUGGUAGCAAGGACAGCCCUGCAGCCUGAGGGGAUGAUACAGACUGGAGCUGUAGGCUCAUUAAAGGGUCACUUCCAGGUCAGUUCCUCCCACAAGGAGCCAAUGGGAAUGUGGGAGGAAGGGAGUGACACAGGGAUGAAGGGGAAGGAGGAUAAAAACAAGCGGAACAAGAGAAUCCUGAAUCUGACACUGGAGAUGAUCUAUCUGCUGACUGGAGAGCACUACAUCCCUAGGAAGAAGUCAGAUGAUGGGGGGGCCCUGCAUGCCCCUGGCUCCGUCAUACAGAAGGAAAAUAACAAGAAUGACAAGAAGAUCCUGGAACUCAUGUCCAACAUCAUCCAGCUGCUGACUGGAGAGGUUGCCAUAAGGACUCAUCAUGUUUCCAUCUAUUUUUCCUUGGACGAGUGGGACUAUAUAAAAGGAAACAAGGACCUUUAUGAGGAAGGAAUGAAGGAGGAGCCACAGCAGCUCUACCCACUGGAUGAGAAUAAUGUUACAGAACAUAUGGAAACAACAUUAUGCUGUAAUAAUGAUGGGAAUCUCACAAACCCUGACAUUUCUCCUGUGGAACAGUCUCCACCAGCCAAUGGGAUUAAAGUGGAAGAGGCUUCAUGUGAAGAGGGAAAUCAAUCAAACUGCAACAUUAAUCCACUUACAGAACAGAUACAGGGAACAGACACACUUACUCCUAUUUUGAGAUGCAGCCUGAAUAACAGCUUGGCAGAUAAUUAUAAAUUAGUUGUUGUUAAAGAGGAAGUGGCUUCAGAUGAAGAAGAAAAGCACCUUGCAGAACAAACACAAGACACAUCAACUCUCAUAGAACAGAGCCAGAAUAGCAGCUGGUUUGCUAAGGGUACAUCCGAUGGUAUGAAAGAAACAUUUAAUUCAUGUGAAAUUGACCAUAAUUAUUGCAAAAUAAAUACAGACCACGCCCUGGGAAUAUACAAAUCAACUCCUAUCACGGGCUGCAGCCUGAACAACAACUCAGAAGAUGAUUAUAUAUCGGUUAUUAUUAAAGAAGAACUGGCCUCAUCUGAAGAAGAUCCUUCAGAUAAAACACAAGGAUCAAAUACAUUGACUGUCAUGGGGUGGAGUCUGGAUAACAGCACAUCAGGGCAGAUACAGGGAACAGAUCCACCUACUCCUAUGAUGAGAUCCAGCCCUGUAAAAAUAAAUGGCAAUAAAUAUGAAAAUGCUAUUCCAUCCCUCCAUAAACCUCGCAUGCCAAUAAAUACAUUAUUUGAUAACCAUAAUAUAACCCACACCGAAGAGAAACCUUAUUCUUGUUCUGUUUGUGGGAAAUGUUUUUCAAACCGAUCUCGCUUUAAAGAACAUCAGAGAACCCACACGGGAGAGAAACCUUUUUUUUGUUCUGAAUGUGGGAAAUGUUUUUCUACUUCAUAUAUACUCAAUGUCCAUCGACGACGAACCCACACAGGAGAGAAACCUUUUUCUUGUUCUGAAUGUGGGAAAUGUUUUCCCACUUCAUCACAACUUACUGUCCACAGACGGACCCACACAGGGGAAAAACCAUUUUCUUGUUUCGAAUGUGGAAAAUAUUUUGCUUCUUCAUCGCAACUUACUGUCCAUGGACGAACCCACACAGGAGGGAAACCUUUUUCUUGUUCCGAAUGUGGGAAAUGUUUUGCCACUUCAUCAGAACUUACUGUCCAUCAGCGAAGAACCCACACAGGAGAGAAACCUUUUUCUUGUUCUGAAUGUGGGAAAAGUUUUGCCACUUCAUCAGACCUCACAUGUCAUCGACGACAAAUCCACACAGGGGAGAAACCUUUUUCUUGUUCUGUUUGCGGAAAAUGUUUUGCCACUUCUUCACAACUGACUGCCCAUGGACGAACCCACACAGGAGAGAAACCCUUUUCUUGUUCUGAAUGUGGAAAAUGUUUUGCAGACCGGCCUCGCCUUAAAGAACAUCACAGAACCCACACAGGAGAGAAACCUUUUUCUUGUUCUCAAUGUGGGAAAAGUUUUUCCACUUUAUAUAUCCUUAAUGUUCAUCAACGACGAAUCCACACAGGAGAAAAACCUUUUUCUUGUUCUGAUUGUGGAAAAUGUUUUGCAGACCGGCCUCGCCUUAAAGAACAUCACAGAACUCACACAGGAGAGAAACCUCUUUCUUGUUCUGAAUGUGGGAAAUGCUUUGCCAAUAUAUAUAUACUUAAUGCCCAUCAACGACGAACCCACAUAGGAGAGAAACCUUUUUCUUGUUUUCUUUGUGGGAAAAGUUUUGCCACUUCAUCAGACCUUACUGGCCAUCAACGACGAAUCCACACAGGGGAGAAACCUUAUUCCUGUUCUGUUUGUGAAAAGUGCUUUGCUUCUUCAUCAGAACUUACUGUUCACAGACGAACCCACACUGGGGAGAAACCUUUUUCUUGUUCUGAAUGUGGGAAAUACUUUGCUUCUUCAUCACAACUUACUGUUCAUGGACGAAUUCACACAGGGGAGAAACCUUAUUCUUGUUCUGAAUGCGGGAAAUGUUUUGCCACUUCAUCUCAUCUUACUGUCCAUCGACGAACCCACACAGGGGAGAAACCGUAUUCUUGUUCUGAAUGUGGAAAAUAUUUUGCCUCUUUAUCAGAACGUAUUUCCCAUCGACGACGCAAACACACAGAGAAACGUUUUUCUUGUUCUGAAUGUGGAAAAUGUUUUACUAAAGCAUCUGAACUUACUGUCCAUUGGAGAACCCACACAGGAGAGAAACCAUUUUCUUGUUCUGAAUGUGGGAAAUGUUUUACACGUAACAGUAAUCUUAAAGUACAUUUUCAGAGUCACACAAUUGGAAAACCAUAAACUUUAGAUUAUUAGGUAUAUAUUUCUUUUACAUUGAUUGCGCUUAAUAGUUAUAUCGAAAUUUAAAGGGGAGAACAAGUUUAUGAAGAACAGAAUUAAUCCACGGGGAUUAGACCGAUACUAUUCAGCUGAAGAGUCUGUUGCCAAAUGGACACUGGAAAAUGCUUUGACAGGGCACCAUAAGUGCUCUUCCCUCUGCACUGGCUCAUCACUGGAAAUUUAGGAGACCUAAUUUCAAUGCUUUUCACACUGGAAUAUAUCUAUAACUAUAUAACAUGGUCAGAACAUGGUCUUUUGCAUGUAAUUGUGCUGUAAAAGUAUUUGUUUAAAGAUGCUGAUCUAUUUUACUUCUGAGUUGAUUUUAAGCAAAUACAUUUUUAAAAUGGUUCUGUUUUUCUGUAUGAUAUAAAUAAAACAGAAAAACAA